GAAUUGGGUCUGGAGAACUCCGGUCUAGAGCCUGAAUACGCCAGAAAGAUCCACUGCCGGACAGGGGUCAGCAUACGGGGGUUUUGUGGAGUGAUGAGAAUAGAUCCGAUGAGGACAUAAAAGGGCCGCCCUUGUCCUCAUUUCCGGCACUCACACCUGUAAGUGCUUCAAUACUGAAGCAAAGGAGCAUUCUCAGACGUUGACAAGCAUAUCACCAACAACCAUGGUCAACAUCAUCUUCUACGGCGAUGAGUCGUCGUCUCCCAAUUGCCAAAAGGUGCUCUGUACCCUUUCCCUCCUCCAGAUUCCCUACAAAUACGUCGUCACGCCUCGACCCGACUACGCCGAGCUCAGUAUCGUUGAUCGACGUACGCCCCUCUUGUCCAUCGAGUCAGACAUGUACUGCGACACGGCCAUCAUCGUUGAUAAGCUGUGUGACAUUGCAUUGCACAAGAACACGGCUGGUGACGAUGUAGAUGCUACCAACCAUCGAGCAUACGGGGAGUUCUUCAAGAGCAUCUAUCCCUCUGCAGUGGAAUUGAUGCCUUUCGAGAACGACGCCAUGGACUCGCCAGAGCCCGCCAAGGAAGUCUCAACGCGAGCCCGAUCUGACGCAUUAGCGAACUUUGCGAGCUACCUCAACAUCAUCAAUCGUAAUUUUCUCGAUUGUGGCAAGAAGCUGUUUUUCCUUGGUGGUGAGAAGCCUUCCAUGGCAGACAUCUACGUGUACAGCAUUGUCGCUUGGGUCUUGCAUGGCCACCAGGACUGUGAGCUCGAGGUGAUGUGCAACAAGUACGCAGAAGUGUAUGCAUGGUGCGACCGUGUUAGAGCUUUCACAAUGCAGGGCAUACGCGAGGACAUCACUUGGGACUGCGCGAAAGCCUUUCUCACCAAGGAGUCAAGGAUUGAAUAUGCCAGGUUUGUCAAACAUGACAAGGCCAACGUGUUGGGUUUGCAGCCUGGAACGGACAUUUUGGUGUCGCCAGCUGAUACGGAUAAGUCGCACUCACAGACUGGAGAGCUUCUCAGUCUCAAUGAUGAGCAGACGUGUUUGCGCAAUGCCAGUGGACUUGUCAUGCAUUUCCCAAGGAUUGGCUACCGUGUGCAGGCUUUCUGUUCGUAGACCCUUCUUUCGAGACUCUA
Molecule: messenger RNA, 1143 nt
Organism: Protomyces lactucae-debilis
Lineage: Eukaryota; Fungi; Ascomycota; Taphrinomycetes; Taphrinales; Protomycetaceae
Exons: 1
Coding region: 224-1123 (299 amino acids)
Source: RefSeq, a predicted model, not a curated record